This is a messenger RNA of Mugil cephalus (flathead mullet), 5161 nucleotides long. It is a transcript of the gene hoxc1a, whose product is annotated as homeobox C1a. Bases 249 to 1187 code for a protein of 312 amino acids. Gene Ontology annotation, cellular component: nucleus. The record is from RefSeq and is a predicted model, not a curated record. NCBI's taxonomy places the organism in Eukaryota, Metazoa, Chordata, Actinopteri, Mugiliformes, Mugilidae. The transcript has 2 exons. Gene Ontology annotation, molecular function: DNA-binding transcription factor activity, RNA polymerase II-specific; RNA polymerase II cis-regulatory region sequence-specific DNA binding. Gene Ontology annotation, biological process: regulation of transcription by RNA polymerase II.
UUGGCCUGAAGUGUGCUUCACAACUUGCUUGCUCGGCUUAAUCAGUGUUGUCCUCCCAGAUGACAGAGAUGUCCAGCUAUUGGCCGAGACCAGGAGGGCACGUCAUCUCUAUCAAUCAGAGACUGCUGUUUCUCCUCUGAGGAAUGUCCCCACGGUCGUCCAGCCGCCUGACCAAGCGUUGCUGGAUGCAUGGGAGGCCGGGCAUGAACUGCAACCCCGUCCAAUGAUUAUGCAGGGGAAAGGUGAUAAUGACUUCCUAUCAAGAGUUAACGGCCGAAGGGGAGACUAACCCUCUGUUCACGGGCUGCUGCCGAGCAAAAGAGGUCAUAUACCGGGACCUGGGCGGCGGGUCUCAUCCUGAACUCUUCAGUCGAGAUGAGGAGGGGAAACUGGAGGUGGAAGUUGAGUCUGGAUUUUAUUCUCCGCGUCUGACUCUGUGCACCUCUUCGGACAGCCCUCCUCCUCCUCCUCCUCCUCCUGCACCACAGUGUGAGUCUCUCGAGGGCUUCUCAGCACCGGCCUGCCCCCACUCGUCCCGUGUCCCCUGGCGGUGCAAGGCGCAGGGGCAGGGCUCUCCAGAACGCAGAUACUGCGCGUCAAACGGCAACGAGGCGCGACACCGCGGUUUUGGGUCACUUACAAAGCAAAUUCAGAUUUACUCUCGCAAUGGCCCCGAGAUUCACGUCGCCACGGGGAGCUCAGCCAGCUCGGACUGCAACGGAGCUGAUACGGAUGAAAGGAGUAAAACUUUUGAGUGGAUGAGAGUGAAGAGGAGCCAGCACCGGGCGGCCAGAAUGCACAUGACCUGUGGGUUCAGUAUUGUUGGCUCGGGCCUCGGCGCUGUGGAAGCUGGAAGCGGCAGCAUCUGCACGGAUGGCCAUCCCACGGCGAACGGGGGCCCGAGGACCAGCUACAGCACCAAGCAGCUGACCGAGCUGGAGAAGGAGUUCCACUUCAACAAGUACCUGACGCGGGCCAGGCGCGUGGAGGUCGCCAGCGCCCUGCAGCUCAGCGAGACGCAGGUGAAAGUUUGGUUUCAGAACAGACGCAUGAAGCAGAAGAAAUUGCGGAGAGACGGGCUGGUCUCCGACCUGGGGCCCGCGGCUCCGCACUCACGCUCCGACACUGAGGACACCUGCCCCUUCCCGGGACCGACCUCUCAAAAACACCUGCCCCUGAACUCCUGAGCCGCAAGAGCUGCUCCGCGCGUAACACGGCAAGGGCGCCAGCCUGCAGAUGUUUUGAUUCGCGUUUGCAUCCGUUUCAAUCAGGCUACACCUUUAUUUGCUUACCACGAUGGAUGCUUAUCGCAAGAAGCGCUAUGGCAAGUUUUUUCAUGCAAGAACGGGUCAGAGCGAUUUGUCAUCCUCCCCGGCUUCAGACUGGCGCUCUGAUUUGAAUAUUAAAAUUCAAGUCAUUCCAUUGCGCUUCUAUACACAAUGUAAACGAAGAUACAAACUGAUAUUAAUUGUCCAUAGAAACUGUGGAAGACUAUUUGUUUAUCUAUUUUGGACAAUUUAUUCAGGAACUGGCUUUUCUUGAAUAUAUUUAUUCAGCAGGAAAUGUGCUUUAUUUUUAUUUUUUUUAUUUUAAAAAAACACAAAUUGCUGUUUUGAUUUAUUUAAGAAGUAUGUUUGAUAAUAUUUAUUUUAUUGACAAAGAAAGAUAAUCUAAUUUUUUUUUACAGCAUGUUGAGUAAGUUUUGAAAAUUAUUAAAUCAAAUACCAAAUUUACGUUCUAUAAAUUUAAAUCCACUAUAUUUUCUUAACUCAAGUUUUAUUUAUUUUUGUUCAGCCGCUCACAUUAAAGGAAUGAUGCAGGUGCAGCUGCUGCAGACAGACCACAUCUUUAACAGCAUGUGCCAGCAGAUAGUUAUCAGGCUGAUUUAGCAGAGCUUUAAUGCUGCUUUCCUGUUAUACAUUUGGCCCGGUUUUAAUUAUCUCCCAUCCAAGUAAAGAUUAAAAUGCCAUAACAGACGGAUAGAUUUAUUGACCGCUCGCAUAUAAAAGUAUUGAUCCGUGGUAAUCCAUCUAUUGGAAACACAAAACCUGGGAGUAUUCGCAUGCAUCUGUAACUGCAUGUUAAUGGAAUGUGGAAACCUCUGGAUCGGGAGCGGGUGCGGGUCUUUUAUUGCCACUAUACAUACACCAGGAAAUGAUAAUUUAGCCUGAACGCUCAUGCGGGAGAGCAGACAAUAAAACGGUGUCUGUGCUGCUUUGCAGAUCCACCAAUAAACUGUAAGACUCCGGCAGUUCGAGCAGCUAAAUAUUCCUCAUCUCAUCUCAUAGUGUAAAGUAAAUGAUUGUAAACAGGGCCCUUAAACACUGUUAUGUUCCAGUAUCGCAAUGCGUUUCUAUCAUGUUAAUGUCUAUUUUAAUAUCAAGAUAUGGGGCCAUCAUCCACGAUCAUUUUUGCUUGGGGAAUAUUUUUGUUUAGCUUUCAAUUAGCGUGUUUGUACUGAAAGGUUAUAAAACGGAUAUUAAUCCUAACAAAGGAAUUAAACUCGCGUGUUGUAGAUAUGAAAUAAACGCUAGAAUGAAAGUGAAUUAAUCGAGCCGGAUUUAAAUCUCCAAUAGUUGUAAUUUGCAAUCCUACAUCAAAUAAUACUGAUGAUACUAAAAUAAUAAUAAUAAUAAAUUAAAAAGAAAGAUUCACAGGGCGCAAAAGUGGACAAGGAGGCUGCAAGGCUAAGCUAAUAUAUGCAGUUACACCAGAGUUCACCCCUCACCUCUUGACCUUUGUCUUGCCUCGGGACAACGAUGACCCGGUCAGCGGCUCAGAGAGAGAAAGAUGCACCAUUAAUUUGGGUGACCUCGAAGUCUGAGAAAUUUUCUCCUCCUUUCUUCCAUUUUCUCUAUUUCAUUUUUUUUUUUUUUUUUUCCCUGCAAGCUGCUCCGUAUGCUUUUGUUCUGCUGGUGUUGGGUCUCUAUGUCCACACCACAAUAUUUCACUGAGCUGAAAAGAGGGGCGACUGGGCCAUAUGAUAAUUGUUCAUAUUAUAAUUCCAUACCAGGCCAGAUAAUACAUUUUUUUCCUGCACCUAGCGAUAACCUAAUUUCUGCCCUAUCUCUUAUUUUAAUAAGCCAAAAAAUGAGCUGCUGGCUCACUUUAUAAACUGGACGAGAGAGUCUUUCGUCAUUAGGUUUUUGGAUAUAAACUACAUUUCAGACUAUUUUUAAUAGAAAAGUUGAAAAAUUAAAGUUACUUGAGCAUUCUUAGCACUUAAUAUGAGUCCAUGUCAAGGCUUGCAUAAACAUUUCGGACAACUAUUCAUUAGAUACAUAGCUUAAAUAUAUAUUUACUUGAACAUACAACACACACGCACAUACAUCAAUUCCCUGCAAUUCAUAUAUUUUAUAAUAUUUAUCACAUUAAUUUAAGUAGAAAGCUAAAGAGGAAUAAAAGUUCAGACUUAAUGAGCAUUUUAAAGUUUUUUUCCUAAUUCAUUAGGAUGAUUUUACAUGCAGGCAGGACAGAAAUGUGUUGCGCCAAAUUUAUUUUAAAUUUGCAUUUAAACAAAACAGAGACCAUUAAGGCUGCCCUUCUCUAAACAAAAUAGCACAAAGUGGAAUGUUUAACAAAACCUUUAAAUGUGUCUGUGUUUUUCAUGCAAAGCGUGCACUUGUGAAGGUUAUGAGGAUGAUGAUGAGGAAGGUGAUGUCGGAGUAACGCGGUGAUACAUCCUGUUACUAUAAAAACGUCUCUCAUGUCCACUGUUCCUACUGAGAAGUGUGUUAGGUUGACCUUAUUAGAGACUCUUUCAUCAUCUUGUGCAAAUAUGUUCCCUUGCCACGGGGCUUCAAGUUACAGGUUGUAAUGUGCACAGAGUCUACUAGUGGCAGGUGUGCACUCAGACCUCAACCAAACUUUUUCCAUCUACUAUCUAUUAGAUUCACUUAGAAAUGCAAAACAGUUUAUGCAGUGGCGAAAUGUGUAAGGCAAAACUUAUAGUACAUAAUAAGUAGGAGGAAAAAGUGAAAAAAGAGUUGAUUUAUUUUGUGUGAACUAUCACUUUAAUUUCAUUCUGUGGCAGCUUCAGCAUUUGCGUCUCAAUUGAUGAAAGCAGAACCGCAUUGUUUGUUCAGACCUGACAUUUAGUUUGAAAGCAUUUGAGUGUGACUCUACUCUGAUGAAUCUGUGCUCUUCUGUAAUUCCUUCCUGAAGAUGUACGGCUGGUUCACAAGACUGACAGCUGUGCCGUGCACAGGCACACGCGCACGUAGAAACCCACCAAAAAUUUGACUUAGGUCAAAAUUUAUCGCUGCCACCCGCACUUACUGUGUUGACACUGAAGAAGUAAUACUUUUAUUCGUUGUUAUUUUUCUCUUUCCGUUUUUUAAAGCAAUAAUUCCUCAUGAUUAAAUCCUACCUAGAAAUCUACUUUACUCAACUAAUUCAUUUCAAUCAAUAAGAGGUGUAUUUAUUAUGAAAUAAUUGUAAUUACUUGUUAAAAAAAAAAAAUAGUCCAAUGCUGCAUUUUUGAUGAAACAUUCCUAAACACGAAGCGCACAACUGAGAUAUCAGAGGAAAUCCGGUGAUGUAUUAGAACGUGAUGAAUGAAGUGGCUGAUAAUCUCUGUUUUGCUCUGUAUUCAGUUACAAGUUAGAUGAUGUGGGCAGCUGUUACAACUCUCCUGAGGAGCACUGUGUGGCAUGAGCAAUGAGCGAACACAUGCGCCGUACAGAAUAUCUUACAUUUUAGAUGAACACAUAUAAGUGGGCUCCUUGUGAACUGAUUGUAAUUAAAGCUAAGUUGACCUAAAAUUAACUUGAUGCAUAAUAUGCAUGUAAUAUUCCCAUUCAUGCUCAGGGGAACGAAAUCAAUUGAUCACAUUAAGCUCUGUGUGAAGCACGUAUAGACGGCUCAGUUGCUGUUGUAAUUAUAGAUCAUUUGAAUGCUCUCCUGCCUUUUAGUUUUUCUGCUUGUCUGAUUUUACUGUUUUUUCUUGAUUUGCAAAGACUUUCAUGGACUAUUAGUCUUUUUGAUCGGUCUCGCUCACAUAUUUGACUACCAAACAAUUUGUACAUCAAGAAAAAGUUGAAAUGAAGUGCACCUGUUUGCGCGUGUGUGUGCGCACCAGCGCAUAUUUGGAUGCCCUGUGUACAAUUACACAAAUAUGUGUUUUGUUUCCUAGGUGCUACUAAUAAAGCGCUCAAAAAGA